This is a messenger RNA of Anneissia japonica, 2851 nucleotides long. RefSeq lists its product as uncharacterized. NCBI's taxonomy places the organism in Eukaryota, Metazoa, Echinodermata, Crinoidea, Comatulida, Comatulidae. The transcript has 12 exons. The coding region runs from base 149 to 1807 and encodes 552 amino acids. The record is from RefSeq and is a predicted model, not a curated record.
UAGUAUCACCAGACAAAAAUUAUUGUUGCUUGAUCGUCCUCGAAAUGUAUAUAGCGCCCUCAAUAGAUCUCCAAGGUAACACCUAGCGGUUGACUAAAGUGAAAUCAGAAAAGUAGUUUACUAGAAUGAACCUUUUGAACAGACCAAAAUGAUUAGUAAAAAGGAAGCACUGGCAAUACUUGAUUUGGUAAAUUUCCCAGGUGAUGAGGCUAAUAACAAAGUGCUAGUUUUUGCCAGGUUACCCAAAUCAGAACGGCUGAAGAUCAUAAGGGAGAGCAGCAGCUCUGAGGAUGUCAGUUUGGCAGCUGCAAUUGAGCUGCAGAGAUUAUGGAGAGGUAGCUGUGUAAGGUGUGCAAUUUUGGCCGGAUUGCAUCCUUACCUAAGCACUGAGGUAGUGUACAGCCAGUUUAAGUCUAGUGAGCACAGGUUACUUGAUGUGGCCACACCUCCAAGAUCCAAGUCUUCAUCUCCAAUCAAAAAGUCAUCCUCUAAAAGUCUUGCCAAAUCACCAGUUGCUUCAAGUUCUAAAAUUGUAGUAUCACAGAAAUCAGCUUCAAAAGUUAGAUUCAAAGGAGCAGCGGCGAGAGAAAGGCUACAGAAAUAUUACAACAACUACAGAGAUUCAGCCACAAAGAAAGGACACAAACAAAUCCUAACAUUCGAACAUUUCUGUGCAAACUAUAUCCAGAAUUGGUGGCAUCAGCUACGUAGAAAGCGAUCUCUAUCUUCAGUAAAUAAGACCUAUUCUAGUAAAAAGUCUGUGACUAUCUCUCCCCCAUCACCUGAAUCAUUCUCCCCCAAGCCAAUUGUGCCUGUUGCACCAGUCAUCUAUUACACAAAGAAGAAAAAGAAGAGGGUAGGUCCCCUGGAACCCAAAGAUGCAGCUGUCAUAAUACAGAGAGCCUGGCGUAGACACAUUGAUGUACAAGUUUACCGGUACUAUCGUGAUUUGAUCAACUUCCGACGUAGAGGGGAUCCCUCGAUGAUGCUCAAGUGUAUUAAUCCGAAGGAAGCGGCAUUACUUGAUGCAGCUGCAGGCAUUCAUAUCAAAUUCAGAUUGGCUGGGGAUAGAUUUCCUCCAAAUAUCUACUAUAAGAUAUAUACUCAUCAUAACAUAGUUGACAUGUGUGCCAACAGCCCGAAGGAUUACACAAAACCAAGCACUAAACGUGCAGCCGCUAGAGAUGUUCACAAUAAAACCAAGACACAGGUGCUGAGUAAAAACAAGGAGGGGUGGUACAAGAGAUUUGAAAAUAACGGAUGGAGGUUGGUCUCAGAUAGGUUACUGGUGGGGGCUGACCAAGACCCCGUUUCUUGGGAGUCUUCAAGGGUAACAAAAGAAUUCCAUCAUUCAAAACUCAAGAGAAAAGAAGAUGUGGAAAGAAAGAAGAGGAAGAAGAAAGUUGAGUGGUUAAAAAAAAUGUAUAGGGAAGGUAUGCUGAAGUCAAAAAGUGGAGAUGCAGAUACAGCUUCAAUGGUAGAGGGGGCUGCUGCAGGCAUGGUGUCGGUCUUGGACAAUAAAGGCCUUCUGGCAGUUGAUGAGUGUGAAGUUGAUGAACUUCUGGAGUGGACAACUGGAUUAAAUUUUGAAGAUUAUUGGACAGGUUGGAAACACAUUGGUACAAGCGGUGCUUCUGAAGAUGCUACAGAUAGUAGAAUAAAAAUUACCACUUCAAAGCAAGAUCCGUAUGAGAUUACGUUUUCCGCAGACCUCAUGCUGGCUGGACCAUCACCACAACAAGGGCGGCCUAUCGAUAAAUUUCAGAUUGUUGUCCCUAAUCCUUCAAUUUCCUCCCCUGCUAACUGAUGGUGUUAGUAUAUUCAUCAGUGGAAGCAAUAGAAGUAAUAGGUAUUUUUGUAGACCGGAUAACUGGUAGGUGAUAUUUUCAUGUCUUUUUCUGCAUGCUGGUCAAGAUUGUUACGACUGUUUUUCAGUGGUGGAGUUGGAGAGAUAUUUUCUGGCUUACUCCACCAACCAAUAUCAGAAUGCUACUAAACAAAGGACUGAAAAGGAGUAUAAAACCUUUAGACUAGAGUACUACUGAGUGACAACAUAAUGAAGUAUGCCCUAAAUUAACAGCUCACCAGUAUGGAGUGGAAGUAUGAAUUAAGAAACAUUGGUAACUUAAAACAAAAAAGUAUAGGAAUAAAUAUCUGAUGGAAUUGAAUAUAUGUACACUAAAGUUUUCUAAAUGUAGUAUUCAUAUUUAUCAACAUUUUUUAGGUUUAAGUAGCUAAUAUAUAAGUAUGUGUAAUAUCUUGGCCCAAAUAAUUUUUUUGGGCUUCGUAACCACCGUCCUGGUUUUUAUAAAGCAAUACUUUAAUCAGUCUAGUGAUCAGUGUCUAAUGCAAAAAGAAUGUAAUGCCAAUCCAUCUUUUAAAUCACCCUUAUCAACACCUGGUCCUUUUAGCUCGCUGUCAAACGUAGACAUCAUCGUUGUACUCCAAGUUAAGAUCCAAAUGUCAUUUGCAAAGCAUUUCACCAGUGUAAGCAGGUGUAACAUACCAUAUCAUAGUAAACACAUUCAUUUUCUCCAGUGAGUUGUAAAGGAAGUCAAAUUGUAUAAAGAAUUCUACAUUCUCAAGAAAAAUUCUGAGUGAUUGAAUGGGUUCAUCUCAGUAAGGUAGUCUAGAGCUUUGCCAUGUUCUGUAAUUAGAAAGUGAUGUCAUUUAUUAGAAUGAUAAUACCAAAGAUGGCUAAGGAACAUUGAUGAAUAUUAUCUUAUUUUUGUUGAAGCAGUGCAUGUUGGGUUACAUGAUGUAUAUGUACAUAUAUGUGUAUAUAUAUAUAUAUAUAUAUGAGCAAUUUCACAGUAAAUAGACAUGCUCCAAGCAAUUUUUUUUAGGAAGC